Molecule: messenger RNA, 819 nt
Organism: Knipowitschia caucasica
Lineage: Eukaryota; Metazoa; Chordata; Actinopteri; Gobiiformes; Gobiidae
Source: the annotation of a GenBank genome assembly
AUGAGUAUUCUGCGCAUAAGCCCGGUAAAACGCCUAGUAAAGUCACAGUUCCGAUGGUUAUGUUUGCUUAGCCUGAGCCUUACUUUGUUAUUGUGGAUUGGACACAUGGUCAAACGGAACACCUUUCACGUUCCUUUGCACAACCGAGGACUCAGUGGCUAUGCUCGAAUCUCGGAGAGCAGAAAAGACCAGGUCCUGGACAUUUACUGUGACCGUUGUGCCUUGGUCUCCAGCUCAGGCCAGAUGCUUGGAUCUGGCGCUGGAGAGGAGAUCGAUACUAACGAGUGCGUGAUCAGAAUGAACAACGCGCCCACGGUGGGAUACGAGACGGACGUCGGGGGCCGCACUUCGGUCCGAGUCGUGUCUCAUACAAGUAGAAACAUGAGACAAGAUGGAAAGGGGAGAGUUUUCAAUGCGCUUUUGAAAAUUGCCAAGAAAUAUCCAGAAGCUAAACUCUACGCCGUAACAAGCGAGAAGAUUCAAUAUUGUGACAAUGUGUUUCAAAAUGAGACGGGGAAAAACAGGAUGAAGACUGGGGCUUUUUUGAGCACAGGGUUUUUCACUAUGAUUCUAGCCUUGGACAUGUGUGACAGCAUUAAUGUUUAUGGAAUGAUCGACAACAAUUAUUGCAGUAGAGCCAAUCACAGUGUUGUUCCUUACCACUACUAUGAAAGCAAACGUAUCAACGAAUGCCGAAUGUACAAAGUUCACGAAAACACCAAACGAGGAGGACAUCGAUUCAUCACCGAAAAAGCCAUCUACGCCAAAUGGGCGACGCGCCACAAGAUGGAGUUUUACCAUCCGUCGUGGAAGCUCUGA